UUUUUCCCUUGUUAACAGCAACUUUCAUUGUUAGAGAGAGGAGAGAGAGAGAAGCCUUGUUGGUUGACGUCACUUGGUUCAUGAAGCCUUCGCCUAGAAGUGAAGCUGCUGAACAAACCUUGAGAAGAAUCAUCUCCUGCUUCAAUCUGCUGCUGGAUAGGAACUAAUCAGAGAGAGAGAGGCGGAAGACGGAGCAGGAGGGAGUCCAGGGCUUUCCCGAUCACAAGUCUCACCUCCACUCCAACUCUCUACUUUUCUUGCAAAAAUAACAGGAAUAAGGAGGUGUUGGGCUUUCCAAAACGAAAAACAAAAAUCGUAACCUUCAGCCAUCCGGGGAAGACAAAAAUCCCAUCCACCGCAACUCAGUUCGAAAGUAAAGAUUUCUCAACAGUGAUGUCACAAGAUUGACUACAUUGAUCACAAUAUGGAGUCUGGAGAACGGUUACCAUCCUCAACAGCCUCCUCUACUGUACCAGCUUCAUCUUCUAUACCUUCUGUGGCUUCAUCGGUUUCUAAAGGCGGCCUUUCCACUGGAGCUGCUUCGCUUAGCUCUGCAAUCAACCCAUGUGGACAUUUAUUCAGAGCAGCUGGGGAUCAACCGUUUAACCUGUCCACAGUGUCGAGUGCCUUCCCAAUGGUCAGCCACCCAGUCUUUGGUCUACAUUCAGCCAGCUCAGGGCAUUCAGAAUUUGGUGGUUUGGGGACACUUGGUACACCCACAGCCUUAGCCGCACAUCCCCAACUAGCAUCUUUUCCAGAAUGGUGGCGAACAGCAGAUGUUCAUACUCGUACAGGGGCAGCCUUCUUUCCACCGUUACUGGGCAUUCCACCACUGUUUGCUCCUCCAGCCCAGAAUCAUGAUUCUUCUUCAUUCCAUUCAAGGACUGCAGGAAAAAGUAAUCGAAAUGGUCCUGAAAAAGGUGUAAAUGGGUCAAUAAAUGGAAACAGUACUUCAUCUGUGUCUGGUAUCAACACAUCUGUACUAUCCACUACUGCUUCCAGUUCCGUUGGACAAACUAAAAGUAUAAGCUCAGGUGGAGGAAAUCGAAAAUGUAAUCAGGAUCAAAACAAAAACCAGCCUUUGGAUGCUAAAGCUGACAAAAUCAAGGAUAAAAAACCAAGGAAGAAAGCUAUGGAAAGUUCUAGCAACAGUGAUAGUGAUUCAGGCACAUCAUCAGACACCUCAAGUGAAGGCAUUAGUAGUAGUGAUUCAGAUGAUCUAGAGGAAGAUGAAGAAGAAGAUCAAAGUAUUGAAGAAACUGAAGAUGAUGAUUCUGAUUCAGAAAGUGAAGCACAACAUAAAAAUAACAACCAGGUGCUAUUACAUGGUAUUUCAGACCCAAAAGCAGAUGGACAGAAAGCAACUGAAAAAGCCCAGGAAAAAAGAAUACACCAGCCAUUACCUCUUGUGUCUGAAUCCCAGACCCACUCAUCAUUCCAAUCCCAGCAGAAGCAGCCUCAGGUUUUGUCACAGCAGCUUCCAUUUAUUUUCCAAAGCUCUCAGGCAAAGGAGGAAUCUGUGACCAAACACACAAGUGUAAUACAGUCUACGGGAUUGGUGUCCAAUGUGAAACCUCUAUCUUUGGUAAAUCAAGCCAAAAAGGAAACUUACAUGAAACUCAUAGUUCCUUCUCCUGAUGUACUUAAAGCAGGGAAUAAAAAUACCUCUGAAGAAUCUAGUCUUUUGACCAGUGAAUUGCGAUCUAAACGGGAACAAUAUAAACAGACAUUUCCAGCACAGUUAAAGAAACAGGAGUCCUCCAAGAGCUUGAAGAAGGUUAUUGCAGCUUUGUCAAAUCCUAAAGGAACCUCUAGCUCACCAGCACAUCCAAAACAAACACUAGAAAACAACCACCCUAAUCCAUUCUUGACAAAUGCACUUUUGGGUAAUCACCAACCAAAUGGAGUUAUUCAAAGUGUCAUUCAAGAAGCUCCUCUAGCACUUACUACCAAAACUAAAAUGCAGAGUAAGAUUAAUGAGAACAUUGCUACUGCAAGUAGUACCCCUUUUUCCUCACCUGUAAAUUUGAGUACAAGUGGAAGAAGGACCCCUGGCAAUCAAACAGCUGUGAUGCCCUCUGCCUCUCCCAUACUCCAUAGUCAAGGGAAGGAAAAAGCAGUUAGCAAUAAUGUAAACCCAGUAAAAACACAUCACUCUCAUCCUGCAAAAUCUUUAGUGGAACAGUUUAGAGGAACAGAUUCAGACAUUCCCAGUAGUAAAGAUUCUGAAGAUUCAAAUGAAGAUGAAGAGGAAGAUGAUGAGGAAGAAGAUGAGGAAGAUGAGGAAGAUGAUGAAUCUGAUGACAGCCAAUCAGAAUCAGAUAGUAAUUCAGAAUCAGAUACAGAAGGAUCAGAAGAAGAUGAUGAUGAUGAUAAAGACCAAGAUGAAUCAGAUAGUGAUACUGAAGGAGAGAAAACUUCAAUGAAACUGAAUAAAACAGCUUCCUCUGUCAAAAGCCCUUCCAUCAGUCUCACAGCUCACUCAACACCUCGUAACCUCCACAUAGCAAAAGCCCCAGGCUCUGCUCCUGCUGCCUUAUGUUCUGAAUCCCAGUCACCUGCUUUUCUUGGCACACCUUCUUCCACACUUACUUCAAGUCCACACUCUGGCACUUCCAAAAGAAGAAGAGUAACAGAUGAACGCGAACUGCGUAUUCCUUUGGAAUAUGGCUGGCAAAGAGAGACAAGAAUAAGAAACUUUGGAGGGCGCCUUCAAGGAGAAGUAGCAUAUUAUGCUCCAUGUGGAAAGAAACUUAGGCAGUACCCUGAAGUAAUAAAGUAUCUCAGCAGAAAUGGAAUAAUGGAUAUCUCAAGGGACAAUUUCAGCUUCAGUGCAAAAAUAAGAGUGGGUGACUUCUAUGAAGCCAGAGAUGGACCGCAGGGAAUGCAGUGGUGUCUUUUGAAAGAAGAGGAUGUCAUUCCUCGCAUCAGAGCAAUGGAGGGCCGUAGAGGAAGACCGCCAAAUCCAGAGAGACAGCGGGCAAGAGAGGAGUCCAGGAUGAGACGUCGGAAGGGCCGGCCUCCGAAUGUUGGCGGUGCUGAAUUUCUAGAUAACACAGAUGCCAAAUUGCUAAGAAAACUGCAAGCUCAAGAAAUAGCCAGGCAAGCAGCACAAAUAAAGCUUUUGAGAAAACUUCAAAAGCAGGAACAGGCUCGGGUUGCCAAAGAAGCUAAAAAACAACAAGCAAUAAUGGCCGCUGAGGAGAAGCGAAAGCAAAAAGAACAGAUAAAGAUUAUGAAACAACAGGAAAAAAUUAAGAGAAUACAACAAAUCAGAAUGGAAAAAGAACUUCGAGCCCAGCAAAUUUUAGAGGCGAAAAAGAAAAAGAAGGAAGAAGCGGCAAAUGCCAAAUUAUUGGAGGCCGAGAAACGAAUAAAGGAAAAAGAAAUGAGAAGACAACAAGCUGUUCUUCUGAAGCAUCAGGAGUUGGAGAGGCAUAGACUAGAUAUGGUAUGGGAACGAGAGAGAAGGCGACAACAUAUGAUGCUUAUGAAAGCUAUGGAAGCUCGUAAGAAAGCAGAAGAAAAAGAACGGUUGAAGCAAGAAAAACGUGAUGAGAAAAGAUUAAAUAAAGAGCGUAAACUAGAGCAACGAAGAAUAGAAUUAGAAAUUGCAAAGGAACUAAAGAAACCUAAUGAAGACAUGUGCUUAGCAGAUCAAAAGCCUUUGCCAGAGUUGCCUCGUAUUCCAGGACUUGUUCUCUCUGGAAGUACAUUUUCAGACUGUCUCAUGGUGGUGCAGUUCUUACGAAACUUUGGUAAAGUUUUGGGCUUUGAUGUGAAUAUUGAUGUUCCAAACCUGAGUGUCCUUCAAGAGGGAUUGCUAAAUAUAGGGGACAGCAUGGGUGAAGUACAAGACUUGCUUGUGAGGCUCCUCUCAGCUGCUGUAUGUGAUCCAGGUCUAAUUACGGGAUACAAGGCCAAAACAGCUCUCGGAGAGCAUUUGCUGAAUGUUGGUGUGAAUCGAGACAAUGUUUCCGAGAUUUUGCAGAUUUUUAUGGAAGCCCACUGUGGACAGACUGAGCUCACAGAGAGCCUGAAGACCAAAGCCUUCCAGGCUCACACACCAGCACAGAAAGCCUCAGCCCUGGCUUUCCUGAUCAAUGAGCUGGCGUGCAGCAAGAGUGUAGUGAGUGAAAUUGAUAAGAACAUUGAUUAUAUGUCAAACCUGAGGAGAGAUAAAUGGAUGGUAGAAGGUAAACUCCGCAAGCUCAGAAUCAUUCAUGCUAAGAAAACAGGCAAAAGAGACACUGCAGGUGGGAUUGAUCUUGGAGAAGAACAGCAUCCACUAGGGACACCCACUCCAGGAAGAAAGCGAAGAAGGAAGGGAGGAGACAGUGACUAUGACGAUGACGAUGAUGACGAUAGUGAUGACCAAGCCGAUGAAGAUGAGGAGGAUGAAGAAGAUAAGGAAGACAAAAAAGGAAAGAAGACUGAUGCCUGUGAAGAUGAGGAUGAAGGUGACCAAGCAGCAAGUGUUGAAGAGCUAGAAAAACAGAUUGAAAAACUGAGUAAACAACAGAGUCAGUACAGAAGGAAGCUCUUUGACGCUUCUCACUCUUUACGCUCGAUGAUGUUUGGUCAGGAUCGUUACAGACGCCGGUACUGGAUUCUUCCCCAGUGUGGGGGGAUUUUUGUAGAAGGCAUGGAGAGUGGUGAAGGACUAGAAGAAAUUGCAAAAGAAAGAGAAAAACUGAAAAAGGCAGAGAGUAUUCAGAUCAAAGAAGAAAUAUUUGAGACUUCUGAGGAUACAUUAAAUUGUUCAAAUCCAGAUCAUUGUGAGCAAAAGGAAGACCCUAAAGAGAAAGACACCAUAAACCUAUUUCUUCAGAAACCUGGCUCUUUUUCAAAAUUAAGCAAACUUUUAGAAGUAGCCAAGAUGCCUUCUGAGUCAGAUGUAACGACCCCCAAACCAAAUAGUAGUGCCAGUGGGUGCACAGUGUCUUACCAGAACAGCGGGAAACACCCAGGAGGCAGCAUUCAGUCAGCAGCUACACCGAGCAGCAUGGAAAAGGCAGACUCCAAUAAUCUGUUCAGUGCUGGUUCAGGCGGCCCAGGGAAGUUCUACAGCCCUCUCCCCAACGACCAGCUGUUAAAAACACUGACGGAAAAGAACAGACAGUGGUUUAGCCUUUUGCCCAGAACCCCUUGUGAUGACACUUCGCUUACCCACGCCGAUAUGCCAGCUGCUUCUGCAGCGACUCCUCAGUCUCAGCCACCGUCUAAGUCACCUUCACCUGCCCCAGCUCCUCUCCUUGGAUCAUCCUCUGCCCAGAAUCCUGUUGGCCUAAAUCCAUUUGCUUUAUCACCUCUUCAGACGAAAAGUGGAGUAUCUGUGAUGGGACUUCAAUUUUGUGGGUGGUCCACUGGCAUGCUUACUUCCAAUAUUCCAUUUACAUCACCUUUACCUAGUCUGGGAUCGGGGUUGGCAUUAUCUGAAGGAAAUGGUAAUUCCUUCUUGACUCCCAACGUUGCUUCAAGUAAAAGUGAAUCUCCAGUACCACAGAAUGAGAAAGCCUCUUCAACUCAACCUGCAGCUGUUGAAGUAGCAAAACCAGUAGAUUUUCCUAGUCCAAAACCUAUUCCAGAAGAAAUGCAGUUUGGUUGGUGGAGAAUUAUUGACCCAGAAGACCUAAAAGCUUUGCUCAAAGUGCUCCAUCUCAGAGGAAUAAGGGAAAAGGCAUUACAAAAACAAAUUCAGAAACACCUGGAUUAUAUUACUCAAGCCUGCAUCAAGAAUAAGGAUGUUGCUAUUAUUGAAUUAAAUGAAAAUGAAGAAAACCAGGUAACUCGAGAUAUUGUGGAGAACUGGUCAGUAGAAGAGCAAGCAAUGGAAAUGGAUUUGAGUAUUCUUCAGCAGGUAGAAGAUCUAGAAAGGAGAGUUGCAUCAGCAAGUUUGCAAGUGAAGGGUUGGAUGUGUCCAGAGCCUGCAUCAGAAAGGGAGGACUUGGUAUAUUUUGAACAUAAGUCAUUCUCUAAAUUGUGCAAGGAGCAUGAUGGAGAAUUUACUGGCGAAGAAGAAAGCAGUGCACAUGCACUAGAACGGAAGAGUGACAACCCCCUAGAUAUAGCUGUAACCAGGCUGGCUGAUUUGGAGCGGAACAUUGAAAGAAGGUAUCUGAAGAGCCCCUUAAGUACCACCAUUCAGAUCAAAGUGGAUAAUGUGGGCACAGUUACUGUCCCUGCUCCUGCACCAUCCAUUAGUGGUGAUGGUGACGGAAUUGAAGAGGAUAUUGCUCCAGGGCUCAGGGUAUGGAGAAGGGCACUGUCAGACGCUCGCAGUGCUGCACAGGUAGCUCUGUGCGUUCAGCAGUUACAGAAAUCAAUAGCAUGGGAAAAAUCAAUUAUGAAAGUUUACUGCCAGAUCUGUCGAAAGGGAGAUAAUGAAGAACUGCUCCUCCUUUGUGACGGCUGUGACAAAGGCUGUCACACCUACUGCCAUAGACCCAAGAUAACAACUAUACCAGAUGGGGACUGGUUUUGUCCAGCUUGCAUUGCUAAGGCGAGUGGUCAAACUCUAAAAUUCAAAAAACUUCAUGUCAAAGGAAAAAAGACUAGUGAUUCAAAGAAAGCAAAGAAAGGACCUUUGACAGGGGAUACUGAAGAUGAAGACUCUGCAUCUGCAAGCAGUUCACUGAAAAGAGGAAACAAAGACCUGAAAAAGAGGAAGAUGGAGGAAAGCACUUCCAUGAACUUGUCAAAGCAAGAAAGCUUUGCUUCUAUUAAGAAACCUAAACAAGAUGAAUCCAAGGACCUAGCUCUUUGCAGUAUGAUCCUCACUGAAAUGGAAACUCAUGAGGAUGCAUGGCCUUUUCUACUUCCUGUAAACUUGAAACUUGUUCCUGGUUAUAAGAAAGUUAUAAAGAAGCCUAUGGAUUUUUCCACAAUUAGAGAGAAAUUAAGUAGUGGACAGUAUCCGAGCCCUGAGUCCUUUGCUCUGGAUGUCAGGCUUGUGUUUGACAACUGUGAAACAUUUAAUGAAGAUGAUUCUGACAUAGGCAGAGCUGGCCACAGUAUGAGAAAGUGUUUUGAAAAAAAGUGGACAGAUACUUUCAAAGACAUUUUACUUCAACUGAAGAACAUGGUGAAACUAAUUCACACAUUAGCUGAUCAUGGCGACGAUGUCAACUGUUGUGCCUUCUCCUCUUCCCUCUUGGCUACUUGCUCCUUGGACAAAACCAUUCGCCUCUACUCCCUAAGUGACUUCACUGAAUUGGCGCACUCUCCAUUGAAGUUUCACACCUAUGCUGUCCACUGCUGCUGUUUCUCCCCUGCAGGACAUGUUUUGGCAUCAUGUUCAACAGACGGAACCACUGUCCUGUGGAACACUCAGAAUGGACAGACUUUGGCAGUGAUGGCACAGCCCAGUGGGAGCCCCGUGAGGGUUUGCCGGUUUUCCCCAGACUCCACUUGCUUGGUAUCAGGGGCAGCUGAUGGAACUGUUACUUUGUGGAAUGCGCAGUCAUACAAAUUACAUAGAUGUGGUAGUGUUGAGGAUGGCUCCUUGGUGGCCUGUGCAUUUUCUCCCGACGGAAACCUCUUUGUCACUGGCUCCUCAUGUGGAGACUUAACAGUGUGGGAUGAUAAAAUGAGAUGUUUGCAUAGUGAAAAAGCACAUGAUCUUGGAAUGACCUGCUGCGAUUUUUCUUCACAGCCAGUUUCUGAUGGAGAACAAGGUCUUCAGUGUUUUCGAUUGGCAUCAUGUGGUCAGGAUUGCCAGACCAAAAUUUGGGUUGUUUCUUUUAGCCAUAUUUUAGGUUUUAAGUUAAAAUAUAAAAGUGCGCUGAGUGGGCACAGUGCUCCUGUUCUGACUUGUGCUUUUUCUCACAAUGGACAGAUGCUAGUCUCGGGAUCAGUGGAUAAGUCUGUUAUAGUGUAUGACAUUAAUACUGAAAAUAUACUUCACACAUUGACUCAGCAUACCAGGUAUGUCACAACUUGUGCCUUUGCCCCUAAUAUCCUUUUGCUUGCUACUGGUUCAAUGGACAAAACAGUGAACAUCUGGCAGUUUGACCCGGAAACACUUGGCCAAGGAAGGAGCACAGAAGGGCAACUGAAGCAGUUCACUGAAGAUUGGUCCGAAGAUGAUGUCUCAGCGUGGCUUUGUGCACAAGAUUUGAAAGACCUUGUUGGUGUUUUCAAAAUGAAUAACAUCGAUGGGAGAGAAUUGUUGAAUCUUACAAAAGAAAGCCUGGCUGAUGAUUUGAAAAUUGAAUCUCUAGGGCUGCGCAGUAAAGUUCUGAGGAAAAUCGAAGAGCUCAGGACAAAGGUGAAAACCCUUUCUUCUGAAAUUCCUGAUGAAUUUAUAUGUCCUAUCACUAGGGAGCUUAUGCAGGAUCCUGUCAUCGCUUCAGAUGGCUAUUCAUAUGAAAAGGAAGCAAUGGAAAACUGGAUCAGCAAAAAGAGGCGUACAAGUCCCAUGACAAACCUUGUUCUUCCUUCAGCAGUCCUUACACCAAAUAGGACUCUGAAAAUGGCCAUCAAUCGAUGGCUAGAGACACAUCAAAAAUAAAAUUAUUUAUAUUAUAUUGUAUUAUUUACAUUUUAUCAGUGAUCUCAUUUGAAUGAUUUAAAGGUAAAUACUAAUUGGACAUUAUUCAAAGCAAAACAGGAGAUAGGUAAACUUCUUAAAUUUAGUUACCUACAAAAACCACUUAGUAUCUAUUUUAAUUCUUUAAAAUGUAUGGGCUAAAUAACACAUCUAACCUCUUUUCUAGUUUUACUAUAAAAGCCUUUUUAUACAGUGAAAAAAAUCUGAACCUCUAGAGAAUAAAGUUUUACUUUGACUUUAAAUUGCAAUGCUCAAUUUUAUUAUUAGAUACUAGAGGCCUGGUGCACGAAAUUUUUGCACGGGGGGUGGGAAGCCCCUCAGCCCGACCUGCGGGAGCCCAUGAACCUGGAGGUCACAGUUUGAUUCUGUGAUUAGGGCACAUGCCUGGGUUGUGGGCAGCUGAUCAGUGAUUAUCAUGUUUCUCUCUCUUUAUCCUCUCCUUUCCUUCUCUGAAAUCAAAACAUUUAAAAAAAGGUGGAAAGUCUAGCUACCACAGAAAUCUCCAAACGCCUUUUCUCUAUAAUUGCUGCUUUGUACAAUUUGUCAUCCUAAUAAUGUACUGCUGAGUUUCUGUGUGUGUCAUAGCUAGAAGUGUUUGUGGGGUUUUUUCAUAUUACACAUGCUUCUCACAUUCUUACUUAUGAGGAUAGAAAAGGCAUUCUUAUGAGGAUAAAAAGGGAACGUGUUCUAAAAGAGAAAGGAUGCUAACGUAAUUUUAACAAUUUUCUUUAAUUGAGAGAGCCUACCAUUUGGACCAGAUAUCUUUUGUUUUGAUAUUUGUAA
This is a messenger RNA of Eptesicus fuscus (big brown bat), 9334 nucleotides long. It is a transcript of the gene BAZ2B, whose product is annotated as bromodomain adjacent to zinc finger domain 2B. Gene Ontology annotation, biological process: protein ubiquitination. Gene Ontology annotation, molecular function: DNA binding; ubiquitin-protein transferase activity; protein binding. The coding region runs from base 425 to 8512 and encodes 2695 amino acids. The record is from RefSeq and is a predicted model, not a curated record. The transcript has 48 exons. NCBI's taxonomy places the organism in Eukaryota, Metazoa, Chordata, Mammalia, Chiroptera, Vespertilionidae.